CGUGAAUGGAAACUUACUUACGUUUGAUGGACAGUGUCCAUUUGCUGAUAUGAAGCCAGUAAAAUACGUUGACAGAUUUUUGAGAAAAGCUCCUUUAACAGUGAGAACAAUCGCUGAGUCGGCUCCAUUAAGUGGUACAAACCGGACCGAUGCAAUCGAGAUUUUUCAAAAAGAGCUCGAUAACAUUAUAGUUACACGUAUAAGUCGAUCGAAAGAAACAGGUCAAUGUCACAGAUUUUAUCUUCUUAUGAGACCUUCUGUUCCUCCUGGAAUGUAUGGUGCACUUUACCAAGCUGCGCCCCAUGCAAAUUUUGAAUACUCCAGAUCAGCAUUUUUAUCAUUUGAUCCAAUAACCAUGACUUCUGUUGGAUUAUCCUGCCGAAAUCUACCAAAUUCGAAAUUUCAGAUUGAAGUGGUUGUGUUGUCAACAUUCAAAUCAAGAUAUGAUGAAGCAACUCAGGAAGCUGUUAGGAAAAUUUUGGAAUCGAAUAAUCUUGGAUAUAUAAAUAUGGUUAGAAUUGAACACAAUAAUAGAUGUUUGGUACCAUAACUUAUCGGCGAUUCUCUCACAAAUGUAUACAUGUAUAUGUUGUGCCAAAAUUACGAUUUGUUUAAAAUUCCGUCUAGGUCUCAACGAGGGAGUGCACAC
Molecule: messenger RNA, 649 nt
Organism: Chrysoperla carnea
Lineage: Eukaryota; Metazoa; Arthropoda; Insecta; Neuroptera; Chrysopidae
Exons: 4
Coding region: 50-550 (166 amino acids)
Source: RefSeq, a predicted model, not a curated record